Glycine soja is the source of this 1316-nucleotide messenger RNA. Its product is annotated as GDSL esterase/lipase At5g45950-like. Gene Ontology annotation, molecular function: hydrolase activity, acting on ester bonds. The record is from RefSeq and is a predicted model, not a curated record. NCBI's taxonomy places the organism in Eukaryota, Viridiplantae, Streptophyta, Magnoliopsida, Fabales, Fabaceae. The coding region runs from base 59 to 1129 and encodes 356 amino acids. The transcript has 5 exons.
AAAGGGGACUUAAUUCAGUUCUGGUUUCUGAACUCCUCUGUAUUCCUUAGUGAGGCUAAUGGUGAAAAUGAUACUAGCACUAGCAAUGGGCAUGAUGAUGAUGAUGCCAUGGUAUUCACUUGCUGUGGACAUUGAGCGAGUGAGGGAAGUAGCAGCUAAGCAUAACGUGUCUUGCAUCCUAGUUUUUGGAGACUCAAGUGUUGAUGCAGGGAACAACAAUGCCCUUCACACCACUAUGAAAAGCAACUUUCCUCCCUAUGGCAAAGACUUCUUUGACAGCCGCCCAACAGGAAGGUUUAGCAAUGGGAGACUUGCCACAGACUUCGUUGCUGAAGCAUUGGGGUACAGAAAAGCGAUUCCACCUUUUCUUGACCCAAAUUUGAAGCCGGAAGAUCUGCAAUAUGGUGUUAGUUUUGCAUCAGCAGCCACGGGUUUUGAUGACUAUACCGCUGAAGUUUCGAAUGUUCUGUCUGUUUCCAAACAGAUAGAGUAUUUUGCACAUUAUAAGAUCCACUUGAAAAAUGCGGUGGGUGAAGAAAGGGCAGAAUUGAUUACGAGAAAUGCGUUGUAUAUAAUUAGUAUGGGUACCAAUGACUUUCUGCAGAACUAUUUCUUGGAACCUACUCGCCCUAAGCAAUUCAGCUUGCUUGAAUUUGAGAAUUUCUUGCUCUCCCGCUUCUCUAAGGACGUUGAGGCAAUGCAUAGACUGGGUGCCAGGAGGUUGAUCAUUGUAGGGGUCCUACCUCUGGGAUGCAUUCCACUUAUCAAGACGAUUAGGAACGUGGAAGACUGUGAUAAAAGUUUAAACAGCGUUGCUUACUCAUUCAAUGCUAAAUUAUUACAGCAAUUAGACAACUUAAAGACAAAGCUGGGCUUAAAGACUGCUUUGGUUGAUGUUUAUGGUAUGAUCCAACGCGCGGUCACCAACCCUAAAAAAUACGGUUUUGUCGAUGGUUCAAAAGGAUGUGUUGGGACGGGGACAGUAGAAUAUGGAGAUUCAUGCAAAGGGAUGGAUACUUGUUCAGAUCCAGACAAAUAUGUAUUCUGGGAUGCUGUUCAUCCAACGCAAAAGAUGUACAAGAUAAUAGCUGAUGAGGCCACUGAAUCUUUUAUUAAUAACUUCUUUUAACAGCGCCACCAAUUUAAUAUAUGAUGCCUGUAUGUCAAAAUUUCUUUGUAUCAAUGUGGAAAAAGACCCCCUGCAGUUUCAAAUAAUAUAAACUGUAGGAUUUGAAUCUGCAGGCUGUGCAAUAACUGAUUUUACAAACAAAUUUUGUUAAAUUAAAUUUUAGAGAUAUAUUUAUUAUUUGAUAAGA